GGCAGCACGAUGCAGACCCCGCACACACACUGGAGGCUUUCGGGGGUCCGGAAGGUCUUGUGCAAUGCCCUCCUAACCGAAGUUGGGGCGCUAGGCUCUGGUCACGGCCACUUUGUCUGGCCCACCGGCCUGGCACGCAUGGCCGACGGAGAUCUGGUGGUGAAAGACGGGGGCAGCGAGCGCGUGCAGAUCUUCACCCGGGACGGCCUCUUCAGACACGGCUUUGCCUGCAGCGGCGCCAGCCUCGGCUGUCUGGGGAACAUCGCGGUGACGGCACACGGCUGCCUGCUGGUGUCUGACGGCUCCAAAGCGCUCCGGGUCUUUUCCAAGGAGGGGCAGUUGCUCUGCCAGCUCAAGUCGCCAAAGAUUGACUGGAGGAGCUCUCAUGGGCUGGCAGUGCUACCCGCUGAUAAGCUGAUGGUGACCGACUGGACCGAUGGUGGGAAGGUCCACAUUCUGUCAGUGGACUGGAGGACAAACGGCGUCUCGCACAACAACAUCAUAGAGGGCUUCUGCCGACCCGUGCAGGCAGCCCUGAGCAAGAAUGAAGAGCUGCUGAUUGUGGAAGGGCAGCUGUUUGGGCAAUACGAAGGGCGCUGCCUAAAAAUGAUCGACCCAAAGAAAGAGCUCAAGAGGAAGGUUGGCCCGGAACUCGCAAAUGGCGCCACCUUUGUGAACCCUUCAGCGGUGUGCGUCGAUGCCGAUGGCAACAUCUUCGUGGCAGAUGAGGGCCAGAGCUCAGUUCACAUCUUCAACCCUGAUGCCACCCUCAACGCCCUUGUCGUCAGCAGCGGACUUCAAGGGCCCACCGCACUCUGCCUGACCGAGCAGGGCUACCUGGCAGUGGCCGACUGCUACCACCGCUGUGUGAAGGUGUACAGGUACAGAUAAGGGGGGCUUUAGACGUCAGACUCGUGGUGGGGGGAUGGAUGGAUGGGCACAGACAAGCCAGCUACUUAAAAAAAAAAAAACAAAUCAAAUCAAAUCUAAGUCUGCUCCUCAAUUCAAGAUGGCGUCCUGAUGUAACGUGGAGCUCGAGUGUGCAAAGGGCUAGCAGAACACCUGAGAGGACACAGGGGGCGCCGCUGAGCACAUCCCUGUACCUGCGAACGGCGCUGUGACUUUCACCAGUUCAACACCAAGAGCCCCGGCCCUCUGGACUUGAACCCGCGCUGCCUUCCCUUCUAAGCAAGUGAAGAACAUUCUGGAGACUAGGGGUGUGACGUAAUAUGCAUUGGUCCCCUCUGUGGGUCCCGGAG
Polypterus senegalus (gray bichir) is the source of this 1259-nucleotide messenger RNA. RefSeq names its product E3 ubiquitin-protein ligase TRIM32-like. Lineage: Eukaryota; Metazoa; Chordata; Cladistia; Polypteriformes; Polypteridae. The transcript has 2 exons. Gene Ontology annotation, biological process: protein polyubiquitination; proteasome-mediated ubiquitin-dependent protein catabolic process; negative regulation of translation. Gene Ontology annotation, molecular function: translation repressor activity; protein binding; ubiquitin protein ligase activity. The record is from RefSeq and is a predicted model, not a curated record. The coding region runs from base 10 to 891 and encodes 293 amino acids.